Xiphias gladius (swordfish) is the source of this 3004-nucleotide messenger RNA. It is a transcript of the gene nectin1b, whose product is annotated as nectin cell adhesion molecule 1b. Lineage: Eukaryota; Metazoa; Chordata; Actinopteri; Istiophoriformes; Xiphiidae. Gene Ontology annotation, biological process: protein localization to cell junction; homophilic cell-cell adhesion; heterophilic cell-cell adhesion. Gene Ontology annotation, cellular component: adherens junction. The record is from RefSeq and is a predicted model, not a curated record. The coding region runs from base 643 to 2112 and encodes 489 amino acids. The transcript has 8 exons.
CUAAAACAGGGCCGGUGCCGGCAGAUCAUCUGUUAGGUGGUGUGUCAGAUUUUGCAGACGGGAGAACGAGGCGACAUUUCCCCGGAGGAACUCUCCAAGUGUUGGAAACUUCCCAGCGCAGCAUCGAUCGAGGACCUCCCGCCCACUUUACCUCUGAUCCACAGCACUUGAAGGUGGGGGGGAGAGAGGGAGAGAGAGAGAGAGAGAGAGAGAGAGAUCUGCAGCGGCUGCGGUGGAUGGAGCAACAAAGGCUGGAUGGUUAAACUAGAAGAGCUCCUUUUGAUAAGAACCCAACUCUCCUUUCUCUCCUCGCCGGCUGUUUCCUGAAAGACUCCAUCACCUAAACGGCAGAUCUGCAGCCGCUCGGAUCUCGUUUGCGGGGACCCGGCCAGGUUCUACUUACGGCAAACUCUCCGCCAGCCCGGGAAUCGCCGCAGACGUGAAAUUGAUGCUUUGGUACGGCGAGGCGCACCACCGAUCCUCUAGUUCUGCCAGAGUCCGCUACUGCUCAGUGAGGGUGGUAGACUAGUGUGGGGCCGAAGUGGGAUUUGCAGAAGUUGCAUGCUUGGUCUUUGUCGUCUCGAGUGAGCCCUGUCCAUCCGCUCUCGGGUUGCCAGAGAAGAUCCGGAUAGUUGAGGUGCCAUGGCGAUGUGUGUGGGGAUGUGGAUACUCCUGUUGGCGCUGCACAUCCAAGCUGGCAAUGGACAGAUGGUACAGAUGGACCCCAGCAAGUCUGGCUUUGUGGGUUCACAAGUGGAACUGCGCUGCAUUUUCAUCAACAGUAACCCACCAGUCAAGAUCUCUCAAGUCACCUGGCAGAAGCUGCUCAACGGCACCAAACAGAACGUGGCCAUAGCCAACCCGGCGCUCGGUGUGUCUGUCCUGCCGCCCUUCAAGGAGCGGGUCAGCUUCAAGCAGGCAGCGGUUCGUCAUCGUACGCCCUCGCUGGAGGACACCACCAUCGUGUUCUCUAACCUGCAGCUGUCUGAUGAAGCUGCAUACAUCUGCGAGUACACCACUUUCCCUGCUGGCAACCGGGAGAACAUGGUCAACCUCACUGUAUUUGCUCGUCCUAUGACACGUAUGACCUUGACAACGCCCACGAUUGUGGCCAGAGCUCAGAAACGCAAGAUGACUGUUGCCACCUGUGUAUCAGCCAACGGCAAGCCCCCGAGUGUGAUCAAAUGGGACACCAGGUUGAAGGGCGAAGCCACUUUCCAGGAGACUCGCAACCAAAACGGGACGGUGACAGUACGGAGCAACUACGUGGUGAUACCGAGCCGCGAGACCCACAAGCAGAAGCUCACUUGCAUCGUGACAUACCGAAAUGAAAAGAUCACAGACAGCGUGGUGCUCAACGUGCAGUAUGAACCUGAGGUGAAGAUCGAGGGCUUUGAUGGAAACUGGUACCUGAACCGUCAGAAUGUGCAGCUGACCUGCAGGGCCGAUGCCAACCCCCCUGUCACGAUCUACCAGUGGAAACUCUUGAAUGGCUCCCUGCCCAGUAAUGUGGAGAUCAAGAACAACACCCUCUUCUUCAAGGGCCCCGUGACCUACGACCUGGCCGGCACGUACGUCUGUGACGCAACCAACGGCAUCGGGACUCGCACCGGCGUCGUGGACGUCAACAUCACAGAGAUGCCACUGCCGCAGGGUCCCCCAGGUGGUGUUAUCGGGAUCCUUGGAGGUGUCGUUGCCAUUGGACUCAUCAUUGGCGUGGCCGUUACUGUUUUCAUGGUCCAUCGGCGGCAGCAGAAGACCCGCACUGAGACAGAUAAUGACCUGACCGACCUCCCACCCGCCCACAAACCUGCCCCUCCCCCACCCAAAAAGAAGAACAGUGACAUGAAGGGACACUUGACAUCGGAUGACAUCCAGGACUGUGGCAGGCGUCCAGAAGAGUUGUUGAACCCGGCUGAAUACAUGAGUUACCAGCGCAUCUGCAACACGGAACACUUUCCCGAGUCCAAGCCCACUCCAGCCUACCCUCCCGUCACGUUCCUGCCUCAGCACCCCUACGCGCAGCAACCGUCCGACGAGCCCAUGUACUCCAACACGAGCUUCCCCGGCCCUCGAGCUCCGUUCACCUUCCCCAAGGAGCAAUCCGUUUGACACGCCACAUAACUCUGCAGCUCUGCGAGAGGCAACGUGAUAGUGCCACGAAAGCUUCAUGAAAAGCAAAGCUUUGCCGAACAGAUGUGCAUCCAUCCCCACCUCGCUUCUGUUUAUUCUUUACGCUUAACGCACGUGAGGGCUUCCCCCUGCUAUGAUGAAAGAGUCUGUAACUUGUGGCCCUCAAUCCCUUGUGUAUGGUGCACUGUUUGCUCCACUGAGGCUGUGUGAUGUUAGUGUAGCCGACACCAACUUCCCUCUCCCACCACUCUAACCCUCACCCCUCGCACGUGACCGCUCACCCUUCGAUUGCUUCCUCACCUGUGAAUAUUUUCCUUCUUUGCCAGCCGUCUAAACUGUGUACAGAAUAUGCCAUUGUAUCACUCAAGAUGUUAUUUUUUCUUUUUUUUCUUUUUUUUUUUACAUUUCCCGCACUUGUAGUGACCUUUCAUAGACACGUGCUACUUUUGUUUGUUUUCUGUUUGUCUGUCAAUCAAAUGCUUGCUUCUUUGAAAGUCAUAUGCUAUACUGUUUGUGUGAUGGUGAAAAAACAAUCAAAAAAAACAAAAAAACAAAAAGAAACGCCAUUUGAUUUGUAAAGCUAAUUAUCAAUCUAUAAUGACAUGGACUACCCCUUUAAUGACAGUUAAUGACAGGGUUGUUAUGUGAAGACGUGAAUUGGCAGUCUCUGAAUCCUUCAUUACUUCUCAUAAUAGCUUUGCUGUUAUGGAGUUUGACUGGAUAUUUCAGACUAUUAGAAGCGAAUGUUAUCCUCAUUAGCUACAAAGAAAAACCAAGGGCUUUAGAUCCAGCGGUAUCUACUUUCUCCUCUUUCUCCAUGUAUUAUUCUCCAUCCAUCCUGGUUAUCAUCAUUAUUAUUAUUAUUAUUAUU